Cajanus cajan (pigeon pea) is the source of this 927-nucleotide messenger RNA. Its product is annotated as tobamovirus multiplication protein 2A-like. The record is from RefSeq and is a predicted model, not a curated record. Lineage: Eukaryota; Viridiplantae; Streptophyta; Magnoliopsida; Fabales; Fabaceae. Gene Ontology annotation, cellular component: membrane.
AUAGAGUGGGAAUUUGAAUCUCCAUUUUGGUGUGGUUGAAGGCAAGUAAACAAGAAAUGGCAAAGAGUCCAUGUGUGGAGUUUAUUCUUCUUGUGAUAAACCUCGUCUUCACCUUAACGAGUGUAGGAACCAUAGGUUUUGGAUUGAUUUGCUUCCUCAGGUUCAAACAAAGUUCUUCAAUGGAGAUUCUUGAUCAGAGCAACACCAAAUCCUUCAUUGCUCAUCGUAUGCUGCUUGCUAUUCAUCAUCCAUCUCAACAAUUUUAUGAUCAAUUACUGCCAAAGACUUGGUUUGUGUUCCUUUUAAUUGCUAUUGGUGCAAUCCUAUUCAUUAUCUCUUGUUGUGGAAUUAUCGGAACAACAUUGAGGAGCCGUUGUUGUUUACUUUCAUAUUGUAUAUUCUUGGUUGCACUUGUUGCAGUCGAAUUGGCAACUGCUGCUUUCAUAUUCUUUAAUAAACACGACUGGAAGGAGAUUAUGCCAGAAGACAGAAGUGGUAAUUUUCACAGAGUGUACCAAUUUCUGAAUGUCAAUUGGAAAAUCAUCAAAUGGGUAGCACUUGGAGUCCUUAUAACGCAGGUUAUUGGUAUAGUUCUAGCAGUGUAUUUGCGAAGAGUGUUGAACCGUCCAAAAUGGCAUGCCAAGAGAGAUGAUGAUAAGAAUGUUCAAUAUCUUCCUCGUGUUAGAACUAGGAUACCCAAUUACAGGAUUCUGUCACAAGAGAAUAGCAAUCCCUCAGCCACAAACAGUGCCAAUGGUGGAGGCCCAACAAGGCCCACUUAAUAAGUUAUGUUGUUUGGAAGAGGCAUGUGUAAAAUUAAAGCAUUAUUAAUUUCUGCUCAAUAAUUUCUAUGCUGGUAUAAAUUUUAUUGAUUAAAAAAAUGUUAUGGCAGGGGCAUUCAUUUAGGAUUCUAAAUUUAUUUUUUUU